UCGCCCUCUAUCAAACCUGGACCUACAAAUUCAUGCUAUUUCCUUUCCCUUUGUUGAAUCUGCACCUUUAACAAUUCCCAAGUCCUAAAACCAGUUCGAAAAGUUCGGUUUCUACUUUAUUUCAUACUUGUAACUUGUCCAUCAUUUAACAGCAUAAAUAUUAUUAAUAAUGCUGCACGUAUCGUAAUUUGUCUCCAUUUUUUGAACUCACUGCUCCACCCCAUAAAUACGCGUCGUCACAAAUAUACGAACCUCAGCAUUUCUACCGGACAUGAUUUCCCAAAACUUAAUAAUUCUGCUUGCUAGGACUGCGCCUUGCCAUAAAUAAAAAUCCACAUAAAUCGUAAGUCUCGACUGGGAUUUUCGUCUUGUUGUUGUCAUUAUGUUCAUGACGUUGAAAUUCACUUAAUAUUGUCCUGCCCCUGCAUCGCCCAUUCUUUUUCUUCCUCAGCUUUUUUUCCCUUCGUUUCAAGUAUACCCUCGUUUCGUACCUUUGAUGUUGUAUUUAUUCUUUUAUUUGCUUUCAUCUCCCUUCCUAAGCAAGAAUCCUACGCCAAGAACAGGUAAUGGAAAAUAAUCACCAAUCGAGCCCUUUAACGUUGAGAGAUAUGGAUAACUCUGGUGUGGGAUCGAGCGGUAGCGGCGGUAACCAAGGUGGAGACCAAGGAAGUUCUGGAAGUUCUGUAGGCCCAGAUCAAAAUAGUUAUGCAUCGAGUGGAAGUCAGGCGAUAAGAGACUACAAUGCUCAAAUAACAACCGCUUAUCAAUCCACACCUACAUCUGCAUCUACACUCGAGAGUCCAACGAACUCGGCAAUCCCAAGCUCUACUUCCUCUACGUCGGGCGGAUCAUCAAAUGACCGAGCAGCAAUAAUAGGAGGCGUACUUGGAGGCGUCGGAGCAUUAUUGAUCAUAUCUCUCAUUGCUCUUUAUCUAUUGCAAAAUAGGAAGACUAAAAAGGCCGCUGCUCAAAAGCGAGUUACUCAGCAAGUAUCCUACAAUAGAUUAAACUCUUCAUUUGCUGGUGUACCCUUUAUCAAGAGGAAUAGUCAAGCUAGUGACAAUGAGAUAUCACCACCACCGAUGGUUGCCGAUACCUCAUACCAAGGAGCACAUAUGAGAGGAGGACAAUCAAGCUACCCUGAUUUAUCCAGUGAUAUGGAAACCGAUCGAUUCCUACCGAGUGACGAAGAAUCUCAACAGAGAAUGGCCGGCCGAGUCCAUUCAUCAUUCGAUCAUCUCGCCACACCAUCCAUAUCAGGAGAUCCAUUUACAGAUCAAAAUCGUCUUUCUCAAAUAUCAGGGAAUACUGCUUCCCCUCCUAGACCAGGAAAACUCGUCCGACAUGAUACUAUGGGAUUUCCUCUCGACGACGACGAUACCUCAUAUAUCGGACCAGACGGUGAAGAGCACCGCCUCUCCAGAAUAAUGCACAGUCCUCGCGCCUCAGUUUUCGAACCCACCAUCAUGUCUCCCUCCCCAAUCCGCCCCACCAUCUCUCAUGAAAAUCUCGAACGAGGUUUUUCACAAAGCCAGGAUCUAAAUCAAAGUCGACCCAUACCCCAACAUCUCAAUUCACUUUCCUCAAAUUAUGAUAACCCAGAAUUCGAGAAUGAAGACAGUGAUUUACCACCAAUUCAAUCAUAUGGAGGUCAACAAACUACGUCUCCUGUUCCUAUGCAAUCCGGUGCAUGGAUUGCUGCACAUCAUCCACAUUUAGCUGCUGCUUUCUCUAUGGGUGAUGUACAUAGGAAUAUGAGUACAAGAACUCAAAGCAGUUUUGCACCAAGUGUGAUUAGUGAUACGGAAUUAGAUAGACUGGGAGUGGGACAGAGGCCGUGAGGAGCAAGAAAAUGAAAGUGGAAGAGGAAUGAUAAUAUGAAUUUAAUUUUAUAGAUUAGUG
Molecule: messenger RNA, 1902 nt
Organism: Sclerotinia trifoliorum
Lineage: Eukaryota; Fungi; Ascomycota; Leotiomycetes; Helotiales; Sclerotiniaceae
Source: the annotation of a GenBank genome assembly